AAAAAAAGUUAGCCCGUAACAGAAACCACCACCAAACCCCCAAGGUCCGGAGAGAGAGAGAGAGAGGAGGCGGCGCCGAGCGAGCGAGCGAGCGAUUCCUCCACCUCCGUCGCGGGAUCAUGGCCAUGGCCUCCUCCAGACUGCUCUGGGCUUCCCGCGCCGCCUCCUACCUCAGGAUCUCCACCUUCCCCAGGGCCUUCUCCACCGUGCUGAAGGAUCUGAAGUAUGCUGAAACUCAUGAAUGGGUGAAGGUUGAGGGUGAUUUGGCAACCGUUGGGAUUACGGACCAUGCCCAGGACCAUUUGGGUGAUGUUGUGUAUGUGGAGCUGCCAGAAGUUGGCACAUGCGUAUCUCAGGGAAACAACUUUGGUGCUGUUGAAAGUGUUAAGGCAACCAGUGACAUCAACUCACCAAUUUCUGGAGAGGUCAUUGCAGUGAAUGAUGAACUUACAGAGAAACCAGGAUUGGUCAAUGCAAAUCCAUAUGAGGGCGGCUGGAUUAUCAAGGUCAAGGUCAAAGAUGCGGGUGAGCUCAACUCACUGAUGGACGACGAGAAGUACUCAAAAUUCUGCGAGGAAGAAGAUGGCAAGCAUUGAGCAAUAAUGGUCGUUUCUGAACACCAGAAUCUGCCAUUUGACCCUUGUAGAUGUUCGUUAUAUGCUGUUGGGCACUUUCUACCAACUGCUGUCUCAACCCAGAAACGAUCAAAACAUGGAAUAAAUGUCAUUGCCAGCUCUACAAGGGCUUGCAAGAUCCGAAAUCUGUAUAUCACUUGAGUUUGUUUGUUUCGUGCUCUUGUGUCGCCAUGAGUUCGUCUUCAGUUAUAGCUUUGUUCUGAUUCCUUGA
Molecule: messenger RNA, 846 nt
Organism: Brachypodium distachyon (stiff brome)
Lineage: Eukaryota; Viridiplantae; Streptophyta; Magnoliopsida; Poales; Poaceae
Product: glycine cleavage system H protein 2, mitochondrial
Exons: 4
Coding region: 120-596 (158 amino acids)
Biological process (GO): glycine decarboxylation via glycine cleavage system; protein lipoylation
Cellular component (GO): cytoplasm; mitochondrion; glycine cleavage complex
Source: RefSeq, a predicted model, not a curated record